Pseudophryne corroboree (corroboree frog) is the source of this 1879-nucleotide messenger RNA. It is a transcript of the gene LBX1, whose product is annotated as ladybird homeobox 1. The record is from RefSeq and is a predicted model, not a curated record. Gene Ontology annotation, biological process: regulation of transcription by RNA polymerase II. The transcript has 2 exons. Bases 436 to 1230 code for a protein of 264 amino acids. Lineage: Eukaryota; Metazoa; Chordata; Amphibia; Anura; Myobatrachidae. Gene Ontology annotation, cellular component: nucleus. Gene Ontology annotation, molecular function: DNA-binding transcription factor activity, RNA polymerase II-specific; sequence-specific double-stranded DNA binding.
AAACGCCUGCAUUAGGCAGGGAGCGGCAGCCAGAGAGUGAGAGACAUGCCAUUGGAGAUAAUUGAUUACAUCCCAAUCAACAAUAACUUGUUAGCCAUAGUCAAUGUAUCAGUCUCUCAGUGUUUUUUUCUCUCUCUUCUCCCCGGUUGAAGGAUGAAUUUAGUUGGGAGUAGUCUGCAUUGACUCCGAGGGAAAGAAGCAAGGGGGUAGAUUAUAAACAGCAAGUGAGCUUCUUGGACAAUUGUGAAAAAAGUAAUCUUCGAAUCAGGGUGGUGGAAUCUGCAAGUGCUCAUUCCCACUUCCCUCCCCCCCCUUUUAAAAUCAUUUUAACCUUGCAGAGGCUGCCUUUAAGAAGACAGCAAGGAGAGAAGACCUUGGACUUACUGGAGAGAACUUUUUUUGGGGGGAGAAGCACUCGCUUUUGUGGAGCUCAAAAUGACUUCCAAAGAAGAAGCCAAAUCAUCCUCUGUGGAAGAGAGGAGAAGGAACGCUUUGGACCACUUGCCACCUCCUGCAAAUUCUAACAAACCCCUGACUCCCUUCAGCAUUGAGGACAUCCUGAACAAGCCCUCAGUCAGAAGAAGUUACACCAUCUGUGGGACAGCUCACCUACUGACCACUUCUGAGAAGCCCCCUCCUGCGGGGUUACCCCUGUCCAGCAGAGCUCUCCUCUCCCAGACCUCACCUCUCUGUGCCCUGGAAGAGCUGGCCAGCAAAACCUUCAAAGGUCUGGAAGUCAGUGUCCUGCAGGCUGCUGAAGGGCGAGAUGGGAUGACCAUUUUUGGUCAGAGGCAGACCCCCAAAAAGAGGAGAAAAUCGAGAACAGCUUUCACAAACCACCAGAUCUAUGAGCUGGAGAAACGAUUUUUGUACCAGAAGUAUUUGUCCCCGGCCGACAGGGACCAAAUCGCGCAGCAGCUAGGACUGACCAAUGCCCAAGUCAUCACCUGGUUCCAAAACCGCAGAGCAAAACUCAAGAGAGACCUGGAGGAGAUGAAAGCGGACGUGGAGUCCACAAAAAAAAUCAGCCCAUCCUCUGUGGAAGCCGUGCUCACCAUAUCAGAACUGGAGGACUCAGAGUCCAUAGGCAGCGUCAAAAGUAGGUCCAGGUCCCCCAAUCUGCUGGACCGCCACCUCCAGCUGUCCCCCUCAUCCCCUCUUACAGACCAGCACACCAGCAAGGAGUGCUCGGAGGAUGAAGAAGACGUGGAAAUAGAUGUCGACGAUUGACUUGUAUUUAUUUAUUUAUUUUUAUAAAUUUUAAGACACACAAAAAAGACUAAAAUGAAAGCAAGAAUGGACAGUGGUUAUAUGCUGCGCUUGUUUCAUAAAACAUUGCUGAAAACUAAAUCAUACCUUACACCCCAGGCAGUUUCUUUUCAAUUAAAGCAAUAAGUAAUAUAGCAAACAAAACAAAAUCACAUAAAACGACUUAUAUGACUACGGCUGCCCAAUCAGGUAGUUUUCUUGUUGUUUUCUUUAUUCUUUUUAAUUAUUAUUAUGAUAACUAUUUUUGUUUUAUUUUAUUUUUGGAAUGGUGCAAUUGUGUAUGGCUUCUGUACAAAUAUUUAAACAUAUUUUUUUAAGCUUUGAUUCUUAACCUCUAAAUAAUGUACCUAUCACGUAGCUUUGGUAAAUAAAAAACAUCUCAAUGAUUAUUUUGUGACCCAAACCUUUUCACAAUUUUCACUUGAUCUGCUUAUUUUAGUCAUGGUUCCUCUGCAUUUUAAAAUACGCGGAAAUACACGGAUUUUUUGUUGGAAUCUUUUCCCCCUGUAUUAAGAUUACUAGAAUCUUUUUUUUGUCUUUAUCUUUUCCUACAUGUCAUUUUCUCGUAUCUGAUGUAAUUUUUCUCUCGCUCUACUAUAUAUAUAUAUAU